Molecule: messenger RNA, 1413 nt
Organism: Rotaria sordida
Lineage: Eukaryota; Metazoa; Rotifera; Eurotatoria; Philodinida; Philodinidae
Source: the annotation of a GenBank genome assembly
AUGUCGUCUUCAAAAUCUGAACAUGAACAUGAACAUGAACAUAAUCAUAAUCAUCAUCGCAAUAAACGUCGAAUAUUACGAACAAAAACUUGUCGUUUAUUAUCAAUGCUUUGUUUAACAUUUGCAUAUUUUGUUAUUGAACUUGUCGUUGGUAAUAUAACAAAUUCUGUUGCACUUGUUGCUGAUUCAUUUCAUAUGUUAUCUGAUGUAAUAUCAAUUAUUAUUGGACUAGUUGCUGUUAGAUUUGUUAAACGUGUAUCAGAUAUUAAUACAUAUGGAUGGGUACGUGGUGAAGUUGUAGGUGCAAAUAUAAAUACAGUUUUUCUUCUUGCACUUUGUUUAACUAUUAUAUUUGAUGUUAUUAAACGUUUUGUUUCACCUGAACCAAUUCAAGAUGUUAAUUUAUUACUUAUUGUUGGUGGUAUUGGUUUAGCAGUAAAUAUUAUUGGUUUAUUAUUAUUUCAAGGUUUUCAUGGACAUUCACAUGGAGGUCAUUCACAUGGUGAUACAAAUAUAAAUUCAAAUAAAAAUAUUCAAUCAGAAGUAUAUAAUGAUGGUGAAGCUAAGUUUGAAAGACAUAGUACACGAGCUUUACAAGAAGUUAUUGAAGAAAUUGAUGAUCACAAAAAUGAUGCAGUUAUUGAAAUGGAAAAGCAAAAUAAUAAUAAUGAAAAGAAAACUAAAUCAAAAAAAUCAGCAUCAAUGAAUAUGCAUGGAGUAUUUUUACAUGUAUUAGCUGAUGCUCUUGGUUCAGUUGUUGUUAUUAUAAGUGGUUUAAUAAUUAAAUUUGUUCCACAUGAUCCAGAAAAUAAGAAACAUUGGACAGUUUAUGUUGAUCCAACUUUAUCAAUAAUAAUCGUUAUCAUAAUAACAAUAUCUUCUUUAUCACUUUUUCGAGAUACAUCUGCAAUCUUACUUCAAACAAUUCCUAAAUAUCUUGAAAUUCAUCAAAUUAAAACUCAAUUAUUAGAAAAAAUUCCUGAAAUUAGUAAUAUUCAUGAAUUACAUAUUUGGCGUUUAACAAAUGAAAAAAUUAUUGCUAGUGCACAUUUACAACGAAAAACUUUAUCAAAUUAUAUGUUAAUUGCUGAAAAAGUUAAAAUUUUUUUUCAUUCAAUUGGUAUACAUUCUGUAACAAUUCAAUAUGAAUUUGAUAAUAAUGAACAAACACCAUUAUUACAACAAAAUACAGAUAGUCAAUCAAAAUUAGCUGGUGAUUGUUUACUUCGUUGUGAAAAUAAUCAAUGUGAUACUCAAACAUGUUGUACAAUAAAAUCGGUUCGUUCAAAUACAUUAUCAAAUACUAAUGACAAUACUGUGCAAGUAUUUUCUAUUACUGACUCACAAAUACAUGAUAAUUCUGUACAACCUCAAUUCUCAACUGAUCUUUCAAUUGAAAAUGAAAGACUUUAA